Messenger RNA from Scleropages formosus (Asian bonytongue), 589 nucleotides. RefSeq names its product hemoglobin subunit beta-2-like. The record is from RefSeq and is a predicted model, not a curated record. Gene Ontology annotation, molecular function: organic acid binding; haptoglobin binding; oxygen carrier activity. The transcript is spliced from 3 exons. The coding region runs from base 92 to 535 and encodes 147 amino acids. Gene Ontology annotation, cellular component: blood microparticle; haptoglobin-hemoglobin complex; hemoglobin complex. Lineage: Eukaryota; Metazoa; Chordata; Actinopteri; Osteoglossiformes; Osteoglossidae. Gene Ontology annotation, biological process: hydrogen peroxide catabolic process; oxygen transport.
UGGCAAUAUUAAAAGCCGUUUAGCUGCUCUGGCAGAAGCAGAAUUUAGAGAAGGUCUAAAAGAGCUUUGAAAGAUCUCCAGAGUUACCAACAUGGUUGUGUGGACCGAUGCUGAGCGCGCUGCCAUCACCGGUGUCUUCAAGAAACUCGACUAUGAUUUCGUGGGUCUGAAUGCUCUGGGAAGGUGUCUCAUCGUGUACCCCUGGACCCGGAGGUAUUUUGCCACCUUUGGAAACCUGUUCAACGCAGAUUCCAUCAUGGGAAACGCAAAAGUCGCUGCUCAUGGAAAGGUGGUUCUAACCGGACUGGAGACGGCCAUGAAGAACAUGGACAACAUCAAGAACAGUUUUGCCCCUUUGAGUGCACUGCACUCGGAGAAACUGCACGUGGAUCCCGACAACUUCGGGCUGCUGGCCGACUGCAUCACCAUUGUGGUGGCUGCGCAGAUGGGCUCUGCCUUCACCGCUGAUGUCCAGGCUGCCUGGCAAAAGUUCCUGGCUGUUGUUGUCUCUGCUCUUGGCAGACAGUAUCAUUAAUAUUUCUCUUUUUGUUGUGAGAAUAAACUGAUCAAUGAUUCAAUAAAAGUAAGU